AUGCUAGCUGUGGCUUUUCUGAAGGAUAUUCUGAAAUAUUUAAAUGCGCUCAACAUAGAGUUACAAGGGAAUGGGAAAUUAAUAUGUGAUUUGAUACAAAGCAUGUCUGCUUUUCGCCAUAAGCUGGAUAUUUUUGAAAAAGAUAUUGCAAGGCAUGAAUUUAUUCAUUUCCCAACAAUUCUUGAGUAUAAAAAAGGGAACUCUGAAGAAGACAUUGCAGUGUUUGUAAGAUUUCUGUCCGAUAUAAGGGAUGAAUUUGCUACAAGAUUUCAAGACUUUGCAGAAACUGGAAAGCUGUCUCAAUUCCUAAAAUUUCCUUAUGAAGUUGAUGCAUUGGCAGAAUGGACUGACGUGGCUGCUAAGUUAUUCAGCGUUUCAAAGUCUUCACUUCAAGUGGAGAUAAUCGACUUGCAAGAAGAUAUUUCUUUGCAAAUGUAUAAAACUGUAUCCACUGAAGAAUUUUGGGGUAAACAUGUUUCAGAAAAAUAUGAAAAUUGUAAGAAAGUAUCUAUCAAUCUGGCCACUAUGUUUGGUUCAACGUAUAUAUGCGAAUCGUCGUUCUCGAAAAUGAAUUUUUCAAAGAACACAUAUCGGUCAAGGUUGAUGGACGCCCACUUCGAAGACAUACUUCGCAUUUGCUGUACCCCUCGUACACCGAACUUUAAAAAACUGGCUGAAGACCAUCGAUGUAAUUUCUCACACUGA
This is a messenger RNA of Schistocerca cancellata (South American locust), 705 nucleotides long. RefSeq names its product general transcription factor II-I repeat domain-containing protein 2-like. The record is from RefSeq and is a predicted model, not a curated record. NCBI's taxonomy places the organism in Eukaryota, Metazoa, Arthropoda, Insecta, Orthoptera, Acrididae. The transcript has a single exon. Bases 1 to 705 code for a protein of 234 amino acids.